UUCGAGAUGAUCAUCGACAGGAUGGAUGCGCCCACCUUGGCCGUCGCGGUUUUGAUAUGCGCAGCAUGGCACUCCAGAGCCAUGCACAACCUCUAUCGCACCGUCAAGAUCCACGACCGCUCGAGGUUCGAGAUGCUCUUCAAGCAGGCUCGCGUGUCUCCGCGCGUCAGGAGCUGGCUCGCAACCACUCGCGAACUGGACAUCUCAGAAUCGUGUGCAGGGUCACAGCACGACCCCAGCAUAUUUCCAAAGCAAGGAAGUCAAAGUAACCACGGCGGCUUUCUUGGCGCACUGCUCCUUGCACUCGGCAAUGCCAUA
Molecule: messenger RNA, 318 nt
Organism: Fomitopsis serialis
Lineage: Eukaryota; Fungi; Basidiomycota; Agaricomycetes; Polyporales; Fomitopsidaceae
Exons: 1
Coding region: 57-269 (70 amino acids)
Source: RefSeq, a predicted model, not a curated record